Anopheles stephensi (Asian malaria mosquito) is the source of this 2772-nucleotide messenger RNA. Its product is annotated as ornithine decarboxylase 1-like. Gene Ontology annotation, molecular function: ornithine decarboxylase activity. NCBI's taxonomy places the organism in Eukaryota, Metazoa, Arthropoda, Insecta, Diptera, Culicidae. The transcript is spliced from 2 exons. The record is from RefSeq and is a predicted model, not a curated record. Bases 1187 to 2521 code for a protein of 444 amino acids. Gene Ontology annotation, cellular component: cytoplasm.
UUACCAAGCCCGAGCCCAAAAGCAUCUCCAUCGUUGAUUGUGCUAUCAGUUCCAAAGAGUAAAGUGCGCUAGUUGAUGGAACUUGACAGAAUAUUGAGACAUCGUCAAUAACAGUGAUCGUUCAAAGGGUUGACAUGAAGCGCAACACAACCAACAAAAUAAAAAAAAAAAAAAUGGAAGAAAAAUCCCCUACUAACCGGAACACACGGCGGACUGGGCGACUCCAUUGCCGAAGACAGUACCUGUUCCAAUGCCACCAAUCGGAGAAUGGUGCAGAUCCGGGAAAGUUCACACAACCUUGCCCGAAACGGUGCAAGGAAGAAGUGGUAUCGAUAAAGGAUUUGACAUGGGAACGUUGAAUGGCGAUAAGUUUGUUCCACGAACGCACUCUGGCAAGUGGAGUUAGAUGCUAUCGUAGGGCAUAUUGUUUAAGUGGCGUAUGGUUUUCGGGUGGAAGAAAAUUGAACGCUCUAGCGAAGCAUCAUCAUAACGCAAGCGAAGCACGUUAUCUGGCGCGGUUCAGUAUCAAAGGCUGUUGAAAAUCAAAGUUCAAUAGUAAAAUUUUAUCGCUGGUCCGUUUGGUUGCUUCUUCUAGAAGCGAUAAGCAGAUGAAAUCAGUUUGGAGAGAUUUUGAGGUACGAAGGCGAACAAAAACAAUGCCGUACACAUUGAAUUAUCUGCCUCUUUUUUCGUCUCCCCCAACCCUUCUCUCCAGCUGGCGUCUGUGACGUUUACUUGAAGGAUGUCCGCCAUGGUUGCGCCACGCAAAUUAAGACGGAGAAAGUGUGGUCCAGUAUCGCGGGACGAUUAAACGUAAGGGUUGAAAUUCCCAACGUGAAGAGCCAAUGAUGAGCAUCGGCGGCUCCGAUUGGACAGUAUCAUGAUCGAUGGAUGGCAUCACGGUAUGGUGGAGUGCAGGGAAUCAAUCAUAGCAACCGCCUGGCUACUGUCCAUACUGUACGGCGAGCGAUUACGAGUGGCGAGUAUAAGAACCCUUUUCCAAAGAUUCUCGUUUAUCAGUGUCGUGCAGACAACAUCAGCGUGUAGCAUCACUCUCACCGUAUUCAUUCAGCGCGUAGCGUUGUGCCCAGUGCUUGGAGGACCGUACUGUACGAAGUGGCAAAUCAGCUGCAAAGACCCCCCGGGUAGGAAUUGUCUUCAUCGCAUCAACAAUAAGUAACCAAAAAUGAGUGUAUUAGAGUGCCCGUCCGAUCUGACGCUCAUCAGCGAUGAAAUGUCCAUCGGUGACGUUAUCCAGGAUAUCAUUCGGAUGGGUCCGCAUGAAGAUCCGCUCCAUGUGCUCGAUUUGGACGAUGUGGUCCGCAAGCACUACGGCUGGUGUGCGAAGAUGCCACGCGUGAAGCCGUACUACGCGGUCAAGUGCAACGACGAUCCGCGCAUCCUGCAAACGCUGAUGACGCUCGGGACGGGCUUCGACUGUGCGUCCAAGGGUGAGAUGGAACGCAUGAUCGGGUUCGGCGUGAAGCCGGAGAACAUUAUCUUUGCGCAGCCGGCCAAGUCCGUCCCGUCGCUGCUGUAUGCACGCUCGAAACAGGUGUCCGUGAUGACGUUCGAUGGGGCAGCCGAGCUGGAAAAGAUCCAUCAGUACUAUCCGGAGGCACGGCUGGUGCUGCGGAUGCGCCACGAUUCAAAGUUGGUUCGAUGCUCGCUGGGCAAGAAGUUUGGGUGUGAUCCAAUCUCGGAAGCUCCGGAGCUGUUGAGAUAUGCCGCCACCCUUCGAAUGAAUGUGAUCGGUAUCAGCUUCCACGUGGGCUCGGACUGCGAUGAGCAUCAGGUGUACUACGACGCGGUGAAGAUUGCAAAGGAUCUGUUCGACUAUGCCAAGACCAUCGGGUAUGACUUCAGCUUGCUGGACAUCGGUGGAGGAUUCCCGGGUGACAAUAACAAACCGAUCGAUCGGUAUGCAAAGGCAGUGAACGUGGCAAUCGAUCAUUACUUCCCGGCGGAGUUGGACAUUCGCAUCAUUGCUGAGCCGGGUCGUUAUUACGUCGCGUCGGCAGUGACCCUGGUAUCGUUUGUAGACUCGAAGCGCGUGCUGAAGGAGAAGCAGGAAGACGGCACCGAGAAAACGAGGAUGUAUUACUAUCUGAACGAUGGUGUGUUUGGAACGUUCUACUGCACGGCUCAUGAAGCACAGCCAGCCAUACCGAUCGUAGAGCGCAAGACCGGGGCGAAGGAGUACAAUUCGUCGGUUUGGGGGCCAACGUGCGAUGUGAUGGAUUUGAUUUUACCCGACGUGCUGCUUCCCGAGCUGGACAUCGGAGACAGCGUAGUGUUCGAAAAUGUGGGAGCCUACGGACAAGUUCUUUCCUGCCGGUUCAACGGAUUCGCCAUACCGAAGGUGGUGGCAUACUUGCGCGAAGGUACCUGGAAAAUUCUGCAAGACUUGACUGCAGCCGCGGCCGCCAUCUCGGCACGCUCGCUCGAUAGCUCUAAUGGCAUGCUGCUCGUUACGCACGAAAACUACGCGCCCAUUGCUGAAGCAACUUACCUGGUUUAAAAGUUAUGUACCAAUUUAAUAAUUUUAUCUUACUGCUCCUCGUAAACCCAAUUAGUUUAGGUUAAGUGAUGGUUUUAUUUCGAAUGGAAGAUAUGAACUUCUUCAAAUAAAAACACUCAGCUUCAUACAAUGUAGCAAUAUUGAGUCGUUACGAUGUUUCCAUAACUAUUACGAUUCAAUAGCAAGCAUUAUAGCCGGUUGAUCUGUCUUAUAAUAAUAAAUGUACAACAUAAAAAUCUAUAAUAAUAUAA